UGCCAUCAUCGCCCUUUGUCAGCAGCCCUAAGCAGCGCCAUCGUCACUCUGUCGAAUCACACCAGAAGCAGGUUUCCAUCUUCGACAAGUCGCCAGCUUCGACGGCUACGCAAUCUGGUGCGCAGUUGCUCAUGCAUCGUAACAGGACCCUGAUUUACACAUGCCGUCUAUUGAAUCCUUCCCUUCAAGAGUUCCGUCCAACCGCUGCAGGAGGUGCAGACGAGCAUGCCCGCGCUAGCGAAACACGUCGAUUUGAAGCAUGCACCCGAGUCCACAGCAGCUCUUAUGCAUCGCACCUCGAGCACACACUUGCAGUGCACCGUUGAGUGCUGUCUUUGAUACGCGGGCUUUGACAGUUUCAGCUCUCCUGUCUGUGCCCCACGCCACGACCUUUGAACCUCACACCUUCGUACCUCAAUGCAUCUCACCUUACCGCUCUUCACGGAGCUCUACACCGCUGUUCACCGCUUUUCUAACUCUCCCUACUUUCUUGUCCUGCAUCGGCCUGGGUCAUCUGACGCCUCUUGCUCUGGGACAGCUCGCUAGUUGCGGGUUUCCCGUUUCAUUAAUCCACUCCCACAUGCUUCGCCGCGCCAUCGCCUGCAUCGUCUAGGAACAGGGUCCGCUUUCUCCGCACCUCGUUGGCAGAGCAGU
Molecule: messenger RNA, 654 nt
Organism: Macroventuria anomochaeta
Lineage: Eukaryota; Fungi; Ascomycota; Dothideomycetes; Pleosporales; Didymellaceae
Exons: 1
Coding region: 260-613 (117 amino acids)
Source: RefSeq, a predicted model, not a curated record